AUGGCAUACGUUGGAUCUUUAUCAUUACUCUUCGCAACAUUACUUAUGGCGGAAAUUUACGGUGAAAUUACAGAAAACUAUUCCAUUAUCUGGUUAUCUAAACCACUGUUGAUGCCUGUAUUAUUAUUAUUAGUUUUUCUCAAUGGACAUCAUAACUUAUCCGCCGAACGAUUUUGUUUAGUAAUAUCCUUGAUUUCUUCGUGUAUAGGCGAUAUUUUAUUGAUGCAACGUCGAAAUCAUUUAUUUGUGUUUGGUUUAGUUUCAUUUUUAAUUGCGCACAUCAGUUAUGUUAUUUCAUUCGUAGUCCGACUACGACAUGAAGGACCAGAAUUGAGACGACGAUUAACGAUUUCAGCAAUGAUAGUCGCCAUGGUUCCAUUUUUAGCAUAUAUUGCACUGAUGCUUUAUGUUUUAUGUCCGAAAUUACAAGUCGAUAGAGACGAAACCAAAGGUUUACUUCUACCUGUCGUUUUUUAUAUAUUUAUCAUUGUUGGUAUGGCGUAUAUCUCGUAUUUGCGUGAUCAGAAACUGCCUGGCUUUUGGUCGGUUUUUAUCGGAGCUGUAUUUUUCGUUUUGUCAGAUACUAUACUGGCUUUUAAUAGAUUUGUGAUACAGAUACCAGUCGCGGGCUUAUUUGUUAUGUUCACAUAUGGUUUAGGUCAAUAUUUAAUUACAAUUGGAACAUUGCAAAUCACAACAAAACAUUGGAAGACAUCAUAA
Messenger RNA from Adineta ricciae, 720 nucleotides. The record is from the annotation of a GenBank genome assembly. NCBI's taxonomy places the organism in Eukaryota, Metazoa, Rotifera, Eurotatoria, Adinetida, Adinetidae.